This is a messenger RNA of Thermothelomyces thermophilus ATCC 42464, 423 nucleotides long. RefSeq lists its product as uncharacterized. NCBI's taxonomy places the organism in Eukaryota, Fungi, Ascomycota, Sordariomycetes, Sordariales, Chaetomiaceae. The transcript is spliced from 5 exons. The record is from RefSeq and is a predicted model, not a curated record. Bases 1 to 423 code for a protein of 140 amino acids.
AUGGGGGUGAUGUCAUGGUUUGGAGUCGUUUUUCUUUCUUUUGCGUUCGCUGCUCAUUGGAAUGCCAACCGCUUGGUGUAUGGCUUGUGCCGGUUAAUUACACCUGACGAGGGGUCUUCACACGCCCGGCUCGGGCCCGCACGUGUCGUCGUCCUCGACGACGACGAUGGGCUCCAACGCGCGGCUCGACAGCAUCUCGAAGCGCAACCACGCGGGGCCGCGCGCGAGUUGGAGACACUCCUCUGGCGCGCCCUCUGCGACGACCCGGCCUCGCUGCGCGACUAUUACCUCGCCCACCACGACUGCGUCAUGACCAACCCGCUGCUUGCCCCGGGCGGGUCGUGGGCGCCCCUGAGCAAGGAGACGCGGCCGAGCGUGGUCGACGUGCUGACGCAGCCCGGCCGCAGACGAGGAGGAGGAUGA